This is a messenger RNA of Mollisia scopiformis, 1712 nucleotides long. RefSeq names its product ammonium transporter. NCBI's taxonomy places the organism in Eukaryota, Fungi, Ascomycota, Leotiomycetes, Helotiales, Mollisiaceae. The transcript has 5 exons. Bases 113 to 1684 code for a protein of 523 amino acids. Gene Ontology annotation, molecular function: ammonium channel activity. Gene Ontology annotation, cellular component: plasma membrane. The record is from RefSeq and is a predicted model, not a curated record. Gene Ontology annotation, biological process: ammonium transmembrane transport.
GCCUCACUUGGGAAUAUAUAUUGCAGACUGAGCUCACGGGCAGUGUUUAUAUUGCUCGUAUACAUCUUGCCGUCGAUCAUUUGUUUCUGAUACAGCGAUAGCUUGCUCCAAGAUGUCGUACGCAUACAUCGGCGCCCCAACCGUCUUCAAUGGCACACUGCCAAAUGGUGGUGAUUCCACCACAACUAACCUCAAUCAAUGGUACCAAUCCGGCGACCAGGCCUACAUCAUAAUAUGUUCCUGCAUGGUCCUGGUCAUGAUUCCCGGAAUCGGGUUUCUGUACUCCGGCCUCGCUCGCAGAAAGUCAGCCCUCUCCAUGAUCUGGGGAUGCAUGGGGUCCUUCUCGAUCACGACCAUACAGUGGUAUUUCUGGGGCUAUUCUCUCGCAUUUUCGUCGACAGGGACAUCGGGCUUUAUUGGGAAUCUGGCCCACAUCGGCUUGAGAAACACGUUGGGAGAACCGUCGCCGGGAAGUCCAUUGAUUCCUGAGUUGUUGUAUGCUUUCUAUCAGAUGCAAUUUUGUGCCACAACAGGCGCUAUCGUGACAGGAGCCAUUGCUGAACGAGGUCGCCUCAUCCCCAUGAUGGUAUUCAUCUUCUGCUGGGCCACUCUGGUAUACUGUCCCAUCGCAUACUGGGUUUGGAACGUCAACGGAUGGGCAUUCAAAUUUGGAGUCCUUGACUAUGCUGGAGGUGGCCCAGUUGAGAUCUGCUCAGGUGUCUCGGCCUUAGCCUACAGCAUGAUGCUCGGAAAGCGCCAACAGAAAAUGAUGCUCAACUUCCGACCCCACAACGUGUCCCUAGUCACUUUAGGCACGAUCAUACUUUGGUUCGGCUGGCUUGGGUUUAACGGCGGCAGUGCAUUUGGAGCAAAUCUGAGAGCUGUGAUGGCAUGUUGGAAUUCGUGUCUCACAGCCAUGAUGGCUUCAAUCACAUGGGUGUUGCUUGAUUAUCGAUUGGCGAGGAAAUGGUCGAUGGUGGGCUGGUGCUCAGGUUGUAUUUCUGGUCUCGUGGCUGCCACUCCAGCGUCCGGUUUCAUUCCACCAUGGGCCAGUAUCAUCCUUGGCGUAGUCGUCGGUAUCGUCUCCAACUUCAGCACCAAGAUAAAAUUCUGGAUUCGGAUCGAUGAUAGCAUGGACAAUCUUGCCGAACACGGGAUAGCAGGCAUGGUAGGCUUGAUCUUCAAUGGCUUGUUUGCAGCAGACUACAUCAUCGGCUUGGAUGGGGUCUCGACUGGCCUGAUAAAUGGAGGAUGGAUAAAUCAUAACUGGAAACAGUUAUAUAUCCAAGUCGCCUAUGUUGUUGCUUGCACAGCAUAUUCUUUCGUGGUCUCUGCUGCUAUAGCUGGAGUCAUCAACCUUAUUCCGGGUCUGAAUCUCAGAGCGAGCGAGGAGGCAGAGAUGCUGGGUAUGGAUGAUGACCAGCUUGGAGAGUUUGCAUAUGACUAUGUUGAGGUUAGGAGAGACUACCUGGCUUGGACACCAGAGACUCAAGAAGCGCAAACGAUCGUUGGAAUCGAUGCAAGAGAAAAUCGGGCACCAGGAGAUCCAUUGAGGAUGCGGCAGAUCAGUUCUCGGACGGUGGGGCACAUGGAUGGGGAGAUUACACCUGUGAACAGAGUUCAGCAUGUUGGUGAUGAGGUUCAGCAAGAGAAACUGGGAGUUGAAAAUGCGAAGAUGCGAUGAUGCGAUGAUGCGAUCAGAUGGAAUGCGU